Messenger RNA from Ilyonectria robusta, 1020 nucleotides. RefSeq lists its product as uncharacterized. Lineage: Eukaryota; Fungi; Ascomycota; Sordariomycetes; Hypocreales; Nectriaceae. The transcript is spliced from 5 exons. The record is from RefSeq and is a predicted model, not a curated record. Bases 1 to 1020 code for a protein of 339 amino acids.
AUGUGCAUAUUGAGAAGAGACGCUGACUCUUGCCAAGAACCCUGGGAGUAUCCCGAGCCUAUCGCGGACUCCACGUUUGAUCUCGAGAAAACAGAGCCUCCGAGAUUCAGGGCCUUUCGGUAUACGUAUCACCGACACACAAUUGACGUUCGAAAAUUGGACGGGAAUUCCUGGGUCAUUCUUGACAAAGAUUGGCCGCUUUAUCACCAUACAAAAGUGAAGAGACUUGCUGAACGAGGCGAUAAAAUUGUGAAGACCUUGCCACCUGCCAAAGCCGCCGCUCAUGAGCUUUGUCAAGAUUUAGGCGAAUUCUUGUCUCGGCGAUACCCUCAAGUCUACUCGAUUGAACGAUCUCAAAAAAACACUCUUGGAUGGAAGGGCCAGGGAUCUAUCAUCAAGAUUGACAUGCCAGCGCUUGGUGCAUCGUAUGACCUCACCAAGGAGGAUCCCCUGACGGUAGCUGGACUCCUUCAACCUGCAGACAUCAACAUUCUCACGAAAGGUGACGAUGGAUACUACCAACUUGUGGCUAUGAUGCUUGGUAUUGGAGGCGGACAACGUCUCAAAGACAAGCUCGGAAGCAAUCUUGCAGACCUCCAUUUUGACGGACAUAUCCCUCACUAUGCAGAGCAACUUCAGCGUCCGCUCGAUCGGUUCUUGAAUAAACUGAAAGUUGAAUCACCAAUUCACCGAAACACUACUGGCAUCACUAUCCAUGACGAUUUCCACUGGCCGAAAUUCACGAUGGGGCCUGAAGAUGACUGGGAUCCGAAGAUCCGUGGGCCUGGCGUUGGGACUCCUAGCUACGGAAAAUGGCAACCUCCAGGCCCCAUCACCGACAUUUCCCAGCUUUGGUUCCGCCAGGAAAGGCAAGUACUUCGGCGUCUCCCCAAAUCAGGAGCUAUCGUGUGGAUGGUGCACACGUACAUUGAGCCAAUGGAGGCCGUCGCCCAGGAAGCCGGCGUUCCAGGACGUAUGGCAUCGCUUGUCCGAAGCUGGGGUCCUGUGUUAGCGGAGUGA